Chara braunii is the source of this 1349-nucleotide messenger RNA. The record is from the annotation of a GenBank genome assembly. Lineage: Eukaryota; Viridiplantae; Streptophyta; Charophyceae; Charales; Characeae.
UUGUACCGAAGAAGGGUGGGGGACCUUGAGGAUGUGCAUUGAUUAUAGGGGCCUCAAUGCCAUCACAGUAAAGAACGCAGAGACCCUACCGCGCAUCGAUGACUUGUUGGAUCGAGUGCAAGAGUGCCGGUACUUCAGUAAGAUAGAUCUGAAGUCCGGGUACCAUCAGAUUGCAAUACAGCCCGAGGAUCAACAGAAAACCGUUUUUCAGACUAGGUACGAUCUGUAUGAGUUUGUGGUGAUGCCUUUCGGCCUUUGCAAUGCUCCUGGCACCUUUCAGCACGCCAUGAACCAGAUCUUUCAUGACUACUUGGACAAGUUUGUCAUGGUGUACCUCGAUGACAUAUUUAUCUUCAGUAGGACUGUCGAGGAGCACGUUGGUCAUUUAGACAAAGUCCUUAGUCUCCUUCGGCAACACAAGUUCAAGAUCAACGGCGAAAAGUGCGAGUUUAGCCGCACCUGUAUCUUGUACUUGGGUCGUGAGAUUUCCGCUGAGGGAUUGAAGCCCGAUGACGCGAAGGUGGUCAGCAUUCGUGAUUGGCCGCGUCCUCAGUCUGUGACUGAGAUGAAGUCCUUCUUAGGAAUGACCGACUACUAUCGCAAUUUUGUGAAGAACUAUAGCAUAGUCGUCGCCCCUAUGACGGACCUGACUCGCCUUCACACCCCAUGGGAGUGGAUAGAUAGGUGCGCGGCUGCCUUCAGACACCUGAAGCAUGCGCUGACACACCAUGAGGUUUUGAAGCUUCCCGAUCCUGACAAACCGUUUAUAGUAACCACGGAUGCUAGCCAAUAUGGUAUAGGCGUCGUGCUUGCGCAGCAGGAUGGGCGAAAGUUGAGGCCAACAGAGUACAUGCCCAAGAAGAUGCCCUCUCAAAAGUUGGCCAAGUCCACCUAUGAGAAGGAGCUUUAUGCGAUCUACAAAGCGCUAACCCAUUGGAGGCACUACCUCCUAGGUCGCUUCUUCUACGUUAGGACUGAUCAUCAGACCUUGAGACGGAUGAAGACUCAACCGGUAUUCUUUGACGGUCUGAAGCGUUGGAUCGAAGUCAUUGACCAGUAUGACUUCGAACCCCAGUACAUCAAGGGGGAGUACAACAAGGUUGCUGAUGCUAUGUCGCGUAGGGCAUACUUUCUUGGUGCGCUGAUCACUGAAUUUGGGCUUACAGACGAUGUCACUCGUUCUUUGGUGGAAACCUAUCACGAGGAUCCGUUUAUGACUGAGAUCAUACACAAACUCGAGGCGAAAGACAAAGCGACUUCCGCCGAGUUUGAGUUGGUCAACGGCCUGCUGUUCCUUUAGAAGGCUGUGAAUAUACGUUUGUGUGUGCCUAAUCGGGAGUCUUUGCGUA